Molecule: messenger RNA, 6157 nt
Organism: Cynara cardunculus var. scolymus (artichoke)
Lineage: Eukaryota; Viridiplantae; Streptophyta; Magnoliopsida; Asterales; Asteraceae
Product: E3 ubiquitin-protein ligase listerin
Exons: 17
Coding region: 257-5929 (1890 amino acids)
Biological process (GO): rescue of stalled cytosolic ribosome; ribosome-associated ubiquitin-dependent protein catabolic process
Cellular component (GO): RQC complex; cytosol
Molecular function (GO): ribosomal large subunit binding; zinc ion binding; ubiquitin protein ligase activity
Source: RefSeq, a predicted model, not a curated record
CCAAAACUUAAAUAUUGAGUUGGAUAGGUCGAUUGACACGUCCCGAGUGCUCCGCUUCUGGCCCAGCCCUAGUUUCAUAUCUGGGGUUCCUGCUCCUCUGCAAAGGAAACAAAGUUGCUUCAUCGCUUCCAUCGCCUCUGCUCCAAUUCAUCACUCUAUCUAAUCCAAUCUCGUCGUUUUGGCGACUGAUAUUCCGCCAUUACUACAUAAAUUCCUACACACAAAAGAACCCGCAGGUUUUGUUCCUCGUACAAGGAUGGGCAGACAGAAGGGAGAAGCAGCUAGAAGCAAAGCUCGUCCUUCUAGCAGCAGUUUAGCUGCUUCGCUGCUACCCUCGGGUGCUACUGCGGUUGGAUUUGGCGGUUAUGUCGGCACUUCACGUCUUGAUACUUCUGUACCAACAACCCAAGACGCUGCUUCUCCUUUCUGGGACAUUGAUGGUGAAUUGGCACAACAUUUGAAGAGGCUUUCCAGAAAAGAUCCAACCACAAAGCUGAAGGCUUUGACGAUUUUGUCAACACUGCUUAAGCAAAAAUCUGCAAAGGAGGUGUCACCAAUUAUUCCACAAUGGGCAUUUGAAUACAAGAAGCUGUUGCUGGACUACAACAGAGAGGUUCGCCGAGCUUCUCAUGAUACCAUGGCUAAUCUCGUCAGCGCUGUUGGGAGAGAUUUGGCUCCACAUUUGAAGUCUUUGAUGGGGCCUUGGUGGUUUUCUCAGUUUGACGCAGUUAAUGAAGUUUCCCAAGCUGCAAAAAGAUCAUUUCAGGCUGCUUUUCCUGCACAAGAUAAAAGAUUGGAUGCUCUAAUGUUAUGUACAGAUGAGGUGUUUAUGUAUUUAGAAGAGAACUUAAAACUCACUCCACAAAGUUUGUCUGAUAAGGCAGUUGCUUUGGAUGAACUACAAGAGAUGCAUCAGCAGGUUAUUUCAUCAUCCUUGCUAGCAUUGGCUACACUACUUGAUGUCCUGACAAGCGAAAAGCAUGGUCCGAAGAACUCAAGUUCUGAACUAAAACAUGCUCUUAAAGCACGAUCCACUGCUAUAUCUCAUGCAGAGAAGUUGCUUUCAGUUCAUAAAUGUUUUCUGGAUUUUCUUAAAUCUCAAAGUUCUGUUACCCGAUCUGCUGCAUAUUCACUUGUUACAAGUUGUGUAAAAAACAUUCCUCAUGCUCUGAAUGAAGCGAACAUCAAAACUCUUACACCUGCAAUACUUGGUGCAUUUCAAGAAACGGAUCCCACUUGCCAUUCUUCUAUGUGGGAAGCAAUAUUAUUGUUUUCAAGGAGAUUUCCAGAGAGUUGGACUACUUUGAAUGUUCACAAAACCUUGUUUAAUCGGUUUUGGAACUUCUUAAGGAACGGGUGCUUCGGAUCUCAACAAGUAUCUUACCCAGCUUUGGUUUUGUUCUUAGACUGUGUGCCUCCCAAAGCGAUAACAAUGGAUAAAUUCUUCCUGGAAUUUUUCCAGAAUCUUUGGGCUGGAAAAGUUCAUUCCCAGUCCUCAAAUGCUGAUCAAUUAGUUUUUUUCCAGUCAUACCGAGAAUGUUUUCUCUGGGCAUUACAAAAUGCUAAAAGAUAUUGUGAUGGAGUAGAAUCUAUUAACCAUUUCCGGCGUACUAUUGUUGAUGAGGUGUUACUGAAAUUAUUGUGGCAUGACUACCUCAUGGUUCCAAGCUUUGUGAGCAAUGACCGAACAGUUACUGGGCAGUUGAAGAGUAUAUCAGCGUCAGAAGUGAGCAUUCAACCUUCUGAGGAGAACAUGAAAAAGCUUGACAGCAAGUACCCAAUUGGCCAUGUGCGAGAGUUUGGAAAAUGCAUUACUGAGAUCCUUUCGGGCAUAUUUUCCCUGGAACCUAACUUGUUAUCAGCUUUUUGCUUAACAUUCGUAGAGAAUUGCCUAGAUGCCUUUCAGCAAACUGACAAUGUUGAAAGCUGCGAGAAUAUAGAGAAAAUCAUCGGAUUUUUGUUGUUAGUGGACCUGCAUGCUGUGCGGAAAGGUGACUCGUGGCCUCUAUCUUAUUUGGUGGGUCCAAUGUUGUCGAAGUCUUUCCAGCUAAUACAAACUAUAGACUCAUCAAAUGCUGUGAAAUUUAUGGUGGUUGUGGUCUUUACAUUUGGACCACGCAAGGUCGUUCAAGAAAUUGUGCGGGAACAAAAUGAGCCAAUCUGUCAAUCAGAAGAAAAGAACACAGAUCUGAGUUUGAAGCAUUUUUUGCAAUAUUUUAAGGAGAUCAUUGUUCCUUGGUGCUUGCAAAUAGGUAGCUGCUCCACCUUGGCCCGAUUGGAUCUUUUGCUUGCAUUACUAGAUGACGAGUGCUUUUCUGAGCAAUGGGAUAGCGUUAUCUUACAUGCAACUGUUACCUACGAUUCCAAUAAUGCUCUCAUAUUGGCACGUCUCAUGGAGAAAACAAGAGAGGAAAUUAUAAAGAGGACAGUGGCUGGAAAUUUAAACCACGUACAGGGUGCAAUCCCCAAACACUGGCAUCAUGAGCUUCUAGAUUCUACGGCUCUUUUGAUUGCUCGCUCUCUUCCUCCCUUCGGAUCUUCCAAUGCCCAGUUUAUCUGUGCUGCUCUUGGAGGUAUAAUGGAAGAAGAUAAAAUUUGCUUGGUGAGCGAGGAAACAUCCAUCUUGAUUUUUGAGGAGAUCUUCCAAAAGUUACAAGCUUUCAUGGGGAAUUCGAACUUUAUUUGGGUCAGGGAUGCUAAUGCGUUGUUAAAUGCUGAGGAACAUGUAGCCGUCCAGGGAUGUGGAUCUUCGACGAGUGUGCUUGAAAUGGCUACUUUUGCCUUGGAAGUGCUUAAUGGUAGCCUCUUUAGAUUAAAGACUCUUACUAAGAGCUCUGGCUUGCUUCCAGGUGUGUUGGCUGCACUAUUCGUGAUUGACUGGGAACAUAGAACGUCAGCGGUUUUCUAUGACGGACUUGAUAAUGAGGCAUACGCAAAAGUCAUGGAUCGGUUCAGUUUUUGUAAAUAUGUGCAUGCUUUUCGCUGCAAGAUGGAUGAUAAUUUUUUUAGAACUCUCAGUCUAGAUUGUCGAAGAACAUUGGGCAGUACUCUGGUUCAAGCUGUUCGGUGUGCUCUAUUCAACGAAGAUAAGUUAGACGUUGAUCAAGUCACGUCUCUGGGCUGCUUUUAUGUCCUGGAUGUUCUGGAUAGUCUUUGUCAAGGUGAAGUUGAGGAACAAACAUUAUUAGACGAGCUUCUAAAGAACGGUGAUUCAUGGCCUUUAUGGAUAAUGCCUGAUAUCAAUGGUGGACAAACAUCAGUUACUUUGGAGAUUGAGAUAACUUCUUCCAAGUUCUAUCUGCAGGCAUCUGUGAGUCACCGAAUGGCUGCUUUUGUUGACAAGCUUAUAUCCAAACUUGGUAUUGCUAGGAUUAUUGCAGGUUCUGUAUUGUGCAAGCCAUCUUCCACUGAGGAGCCAGCGGAAGAAGUGAUGACAUCUGAUUCUCAUUAUUCUCGUGCUUGGCUUGCGGCAGAGAUGUUAUGCACAUGGAAGUGGCAAGGUGGGAGUGCCUUAAGCUCAUUUUUACCUUCAUUGAUUCAAUACACAAGGAAUCAAGAUUCUUUUCCUAGUGACAACUUGUUAGAUUCAGUUGUCGAAAUCCUGCUUGAUGGUGCUCUUGUCCAAGGAGCAAGUAGUCAAAUGAGUUUAUCUAUUAUAUAUCCUCCCCCAUAUGAUGAAUUGGAGAAUGUUGAACAAGUGUUUGUGAGAGCUCUUGUGUUGGUACUUGAUACCCUUUUCAAGGAUAGUAUUUGGGGAAGAGACAAAGCUUUGGGGCUUUUUAAUCUUCUUGUAGAUAGGCUUUUUGUAGGUGAAACCAUAAACUCAAAUUGUUUGAAGAUACUUCCCUUGGUUAUGAGUGUUCUUAUUGGACCACUGAGUUCUCAAGCAGGUGAAUUAGCAAAUGCGAAACCUGAGUCCUCGGAGGGAAAUCAAAUACAUGAUAUCAUCGAGGGUUGGCUCCAGAGGACUCUGUCUUUUCCACCAUUGAACACUUGGUAUUCCGGAGAAGAUAUGGAAGAUUGGUUUCAGCUUGUGUUGUCAUGCUAUCCCCUAAGAGCAACAAAAGAAAUGCAACAGUUUAGACCACAGAGAUGCAUCAGCCAUGUGGAACAAGGUCUCCUGCUUGAGUUACUUCGGAAGCAGCGGCUUGGUUCUGCUACUUCCACCACAGUUAAUAAGCUACCGCUUGUGCAGAUGUUGUUAUCAAAGUUAGCUGUUGUUGUAGUUGGAUACUGUUGGAUUGAGUUUAGCCAAGAGGAUUGGGAAUUUAUCUUGUAUAAAUCAAGAUGGUAUAUUGAAUCUGUGGUUGUAUUGAUGGAGGAGGUAGCAGAGUCUGUGAAUGGUUCCACUUCAGGUAUAGUGGAGAAUCUCCAGCAUACAGUCUCGGCUUUAGAUUCCUCUUGUUUAAAACUUGCAAGAAACGCUCUUAUUGCCUUUUCUAUGUUCUGCGGGUUCAUUGGACAACAAAUCGUCGAAAAGGAAAACGAUCUAAAUCCCUUAAGACCCGACAAGUGGGACCUUAUUAAAGAUAGGAUUCUGGAAGGUAUUCUUCGCUUGUUCUUUUCAACUGGUGCAGCUGAAGCCAUUGCUGGUUCAUAUUCUUCCAUGGCUUCCUCAGUUAUAGCAUCAAGCCGGUUUGAUGACUGUUACUUCUGGGAGUUAGUUGCUUUAAGUGUUAUUGAAUCAUCUUCUCAUGCUAGGGAACGGGCUAUAAAAUCUUUCGAAAUUUGGGGGCUAAGCAAAGAUGCUGUUAGCUCCUUAUAUGCUAUUCUAUUUUCUUCGAAGCCAGUUCCAUAUCUGCAGUAUGCUGCUUAUGUGAUUCUUUCAAGUGAACCUGUUGCAGACUCGGCUUUUUUUACUGAAGAUACAUCCUCUUCCCUGGACGAAGAUGAUAAAGAUCCUCUUGAUUUGUCUUUAGGAGCUAAUAAGACUCAGCUGAGGGAGGAGAUUUCCAUCUUUCUUGAAAAAUCACCAUUUGAGAUUCUUGAAUUGGAUUUAGUAUCCCCAGAGAGAGUGCAUGUGUUUCUUGCUUGGUCGUUGUUGAUAUCACGUGUACUCUCAUCGCCAUCAUCAUCUCCCACUCGGGAAAAGUUGAUUCAACUCGUUCAACACACCUCCAGUUCAUCCAUAUUGGAUUGCAUAUUCCAACAUGUACCACUGGAAUUAUGCUCUACAAGCGUAAAGAAGAAAGGUUGUGAACUUCCUGCUGGUAUGUUGGAGGUUGCAGCAGCAGCUACUCGUGCCAUCACAGACAAUUCGGUGGUGUAUGCUGUAGAAUCACUUUGGCCUCUUGGACCAGAUUCGGUGGCAUGUUUUGCGGGUGCAAUAUAUGGAUUAAUGCUACGAACUCUUCCUGCUUAUGUUAGGGGCUGGUUUAAUGAUAUACGUGAUCGUGCUACAUCUUCUGCGAUAGAGUCCUUCACUAGAACAUGGUGCAGCCCUCCUCUAAUUACAAAUGAACUGUCUCAGAUAAAAAAAGCCAAUCUUUCUGAUGAGAAUUUUUCAGUUAGUGUGAGUAAGUCUGCGAAUGAGGUUGUUGCAACGUAUACAAAAGAUGAAACAGGAAUGGACUUGGUAAUUCGUCUCCCUGCAUCUUAUUCAUUGCGACCGGUGGAUGUGGAUUGUACAAGGAGCCUUGGCAUUAGUGAAGUUAAGCAAAGGAAAUGGUUACUUUCUAUGAUGUCAUUUGUUCGAGAUCAAAAUGGAGCAUUAGCAGAAGCAAUUCGAAUAUGGAAAAGCAAUUUUGACAAGGAAUUUGAUGGAGUUGAAGAAUGCCCAAUUUGUUACAGUGUAAUUCACACUGCAAACCAUAGUCUCCCACGGCUUGCUUGUAGGACCUGCAAACACAAGUUUCAUUCUGCAUGCUUGUAUAAGUGGUUCUCAACUUCUCACAAAUCUAACUGCCCAUUAUGCCAGUCUCCCUUCUGAUCAUUUUAUAUGCAUCCAAGGUUAGCAGCAGAAUCUCCAGAUAUACUUGUUAACAAAAUAGGAAGUGAUGUAAUUAUUAAGUUGUGUUAUUGAGAAGUCAUGAAUUUUGAAAGCAGCUUUUAUAGAUUUUUUGUAUAUGUAUGUAGUCAGUCUCAGUGAAACUGACCUUCAUACCGUAUAUUUAUGCUCUUUUGUUUGUGAGUAAAUUAAUGCUUUUGAUAUUCUUUC